ACCACGUGACACGUCUACCAUAUUGGAUUCACGCAACAUGGCUUCUGACCAAGUAGAAUCGAGAGAGAGUAACCCUGAUAUGCAGGUGGCGUUGGCUGGAGAAGAGGAAGAGGAAGAGGCCACCUGUGUCGACCCAGAACUUCUUGUAAAACAUCCCUUGCAGAAUAAGUGGGCGCUGUGGUUUUAUAAGCAUGACAAAAAUAAAGACUGGGUAGCUAAUCUCAAACUCAUAACGGCAUUUGACACAGUAGAGGAUUUUUGGGCGUUAUAUAAUUAUGUUCAACCAGCUAGUAAACUCCCAUCGGGUUGUGAUUAUUCAAUGUUUAAGGAUGGAGUUGAACCGAAGUGGGAGGAUGACUUCAACAAAGCUGGUGGCCGUUGGUUAAUCAAUUUGGAUAAAAAACAAAGACAUACUGAUCUAGACAACUUUUGGUUGGAAACGUUAUUAUGUUUGAUUGGGGAAGCAUUUGAAGAAGCCAGUGAUGAAAUAUGUGGUGCUGUUGUAAAUAUCAGAAAUAAAGGAGACAAAUUAGGCUUAUGGACGCGCACUCAUACGAAAGGAGAGGCCACUAUUAAAAUUGGGAGGAAACUAAAAGAAAGAUUAAAUGUUCCACAUAGGCUUCAGAUAGGAUACCAGGUUCACAAUGAUACGAUGUCUAAAGCUGGAUCCACCACGAAGACGCGGUACCAAGUAUAACAGUGACUAUUAAUAGAGACAAUGGGACUGGGGGUGAUUAUUCACAUCUUUGGCUUGUACAGUCACAGAUAUGGUCUACAAGACCGCAUAGUGAAAUCUUGUCUAGAUUUGCCUGGAUGUCGUAUAUUGGGACAUUACCCUUGUUCCAUAUGGAAUGGACCUCCUGAACAAUUACCAUUUAAACUAAUAGGUCCAGGAGGAUUGAGAUGACACAGCUAAGGGUCUCUUCGACUAUUCAUCAUGUCUAUGGGGCCCUGUUCAAUAUUUGUGAAAAUCAGUCAUUUGUUUCAUCAGUACUUGUCAGUGUCAUUUAUACUCUAGGUCUUGUCAAUACUACAAGAUAGUGAAGACGUAUUUUUUCAGCUUGUAAAGUGGUUGAUGUUAUUUGCUUAUAAAUUGUGUGGGGUGAAUGAUUUCAAAAUAUUUGUGAGAACAUCCAUUCAUCCAAAAUAUAAGCAAAUUUUUUUCUGAAGUUAUUGCAUGAAUUGAUAUUUACACACCUGAGGAGUGAUUUUGUUUAAUUAAUGUUUAAAAAUGAGUUAAUUAUGAUACAUGUAGGAUUGUCACAUAGCCCUCCGUGUCUGAUUCUAGGCAAGGUGUCUAAUUCAAAUUUGAUAAGUCGGAUUUGUGCAUCUGAUAAAUUGUAUCAAGUCAGUCAGCACAACUGAUGACUUUGGGAAGACUGAUGUUGUAUAUUUUCAAGGCAGUUCUGACAUGUUAGAAAUGUGUUACCAUGGUUUGAGAAGGAUUUGCAUCGUUAGAAUACAUACCUAGCACUUGCAUCACUGUUGGGCGCUUAGUGUGGAAAAUAUUAUUGUGAUCAUAACACAAGCAGAGGAAUUUUUAGGGCUAUUGUACUAUAGUUUAGGAUCCUAAUUUCCUGGGGAAAUAGCUUGAGUCUGUUUUGAUGGUUCAUGUUAGAGGGUUUAAAGCUCUUGAAAGUUGAAGUGUUAAAAUGUUCAUCUUGUGGUUUGUAUCAAGCUUCUGUUGAUUUAUUUAGCCGUAAAUAUGUGUCAUGGCUAUUGAGUCAAAAUUAUGGCGAUUUUCCCCCUUUUCUUGAUGUAACUCAUCACAAAGUCAAGAAAAUUUACUUGAUCUUGACAUUGUUUUGGGUCUUUACGAUCCUUUUGUUUAUACUUGGCCUCCUUUGUAUUACAUUGGCUUUAAAUAAAGUUGGCCAAAAUGCAGUUGAUGGCAUUCUCUGAAUAUAUUUUGGUGACAGAAGGCAUGACCUGCUGCCAACUUCACAUUAUUGAACCAUUUUAACCAGCAAAAGCCAUUGUUAUUUAAACAGUUAUACCAUUUGUUUCAUCUCUGCUGGAAUUUCCUCUUGUUUACGUGCUGUAGUGAGUCCAUCAAGUGUGACUACUUGAAUUCUAGUAUCAUUUAUUACUUGCUUCAUGCUUAGUGAGGUUUUUUGUAAUGUGUCUAUUUGCUUAAGCGGUAAUUGUAUGUGUGGUUCUCUUUGGAAACACUGACAGACCUCCCAAUUAUUCUAAGGUAGCUGGUUGGUGAAACAGGGUUGGCUUCGCCGCCUGCAUUGUGUCCUAGGGCUAUAAUACAGGACAUUGCUGGCUCUUUUGAAAAAUGAUUGGGCUACAAUAUUCAUUUUUUAUUAUGAUAGAAACAGUAUCAUGUCUCUGAUUAUAUUUUAGAAGAGGUGUGUUGUACAAAAGGGUAUUAGCAUCCCAAUAUGAUUUUCAUCUUGGUAUCCUGAUUUUCACUAGGGUACAUGUAUGCAUCAAGAUUAUGCCGAAACUCGGGACAAAAUUGAUGUCAUGUUUCUGUCACAACAGUGCAAUGCCUGAUUGACAGUGAGUUCCACGUAGCGGCUGCCAUAUUUUACUGGUACCCUAUUAUAUGAUGCACUAUCGAAACUACUCUUACAUUUUAUCUUGAGAAGCUUGUGUGUUAUUGAUUUUGAAAGAUAUUCUUGUGUGAUUUUCUUUGGUACAUGUAUUCUACUGGUCUGGUUGUGGUACCAUAGGUUCCAUUAUUCCCAUCUUCAAAUAUUGUGUGAAAUAUUGUAUUUGGUAAUGAAAUUCACCAAGAUCUUUAGACUAGGGUUUCUUCGCUUCAGUUUCCAAGGCCUAAUGCCAUAUGGUUAGGUCUUACUGCAUAUUUGUAUAAUUGUGAAAAAGCACCAGUCAUUGUGACUUAGUGUUGUGGGUGAGUUACCAUGGUUACUAAUACAAAAUUUGUAUGUACAAGUGGUUAUCUACAUUAUAACAAGUUCAUCUUUUUGCAACAAUAAA
Messenger RNA from Lineus longissimus, 2952 nucleotides. RefSeq names its product eukaryotic translation initiation factor 4E-like. Lineage: Eukaryota; Metazoa; Nemertea; Pilidiophora; Heteronemertea; Lineidae. The transcript has 7 exons. Gene Ontology annotation, cellular component: eukaryotic translation initiation factor 4F complex; cytoplasm. Gene Ontology annotation, biological process: translational initiation. The record is from RefSeq and is a predicted model, not a curated record. Gene Ontology annotation, molecular function: RNA 7-methylguanosine cap binding; translation initiation factor activity. Bases 38 to 697 code for a protein of 219 amino acids.